AUGUCCACCACAAUAACUUCCACCGACAACAUGCCAAAGACAAUCCGUCUAACCAAUGGCAAAGAAUUUACCAUUGUCUCCAAUGCCGCGAUGACAGAAAAAUCGAUUCCCAUCAUCGAUGUAUCACGCAUGCAUAGUCCUGAGCUAGCUGCUCGUCAGGCUCUGGCUGAAGAAAUUCGAAAUGCUGCUCAUAGCAUUGGCUUUUUCUGUAUCACGAAUCAUGGUAUAAACCCGAAGCUAGCGUCAGAUGUGAUGGAGCAAGCUAGAGAGUUCUUUGCGCUCCCUGAGGAUAAGAAAAUGGAAGUGAGCUCCGACCUCAUUCCCGAUGAGUAUUGCGGGUACCAUGGGAUGCAGCGGUACAAUCCAAAUGGUUGGAAAUACAGAGACCUGUAUGAGGCGUUCAACUGGAAUUAUAAUCCGGCGAAAGACCCCGAUUACCCUGACCUAUCCACUCCACAGAUCAACCUAUGGCCCAAGGACAUGUCUGAAUUCGAAGAAAAGCUUAGCGCCUACCAGACCGAGAUGAUCAGGUUUGCACGUCAACUUACGCGCAUAUUUGCAUUGGCCCUUCACGUUCGCGAGGACUUUUAUGACGAGCAUGUAAAGCGUCCAGAAGCCGGGCUGCGGAUCCUUCACUACCCACAGCAAGAAGCAUGUCGAGAUGAACAGAACGGAAUUGGCGCGCAUACCGAUGUCGAGUUCUUCACAAUCAUCACCUCGGAUGCGGAGGGUCUGGAGGUGCUGAGUAAAUCCGGACGUUGGAUCAAAGUCAAGCCAAUUCCAGGUUGUUUUGUGGUCAAUAUUGCUGAUUGCUUCAUGCGACAGACCAAUGAUUUCUUUGUUAGUACAGUUCAUCGGGUUAUCAAUGAAAGUGGUCGGGAAAGAUAUUCGUUGCCUUUCUUCUGGGGCAUAGACCGGAGGACUCUCCUGAGUCCGGUACCAACAUGUGUCAGUGAUGAUAAUCCGAACAAGUACCCGAUCAUGACGGCAGGGGAGUAUUAUCUGUGGAGGACCAGAAGACAGAAGCGAUCGUGGUUAAUUGGCGAGAAUGCGAAUCAAACAACCAAAGAGUAG
Molecule: messenger RNA, 1074 nt
Organism: Talaromyces stipitatus ATCC 10500
Lineage: Eukaryota; Fungi; Ascomycota; Eurotiomycetes; Eurotiales; Trichocomaceae
Product: gibberellin 3-beta hydroxylase, putative
Exons: 3
Coding region: 1-1074 (357 amino acids)
Molecular function (GO): dioxygenase activity
Source: RefSeq, a predicted model, not a curated record